GGUUCCGGUUAUGGUCACGCUAGAUCCGAUCUUGGUUUUACUAUAUGUAAAAAAUUCUGGAGCAUAAAUACAGAAGAAAUCUUUGUUUAUUGUUUUGCAGAGUACAACCAGGAAUCUUAAGUCUGCCACCUGUUGAACACUAUUCCAUCAAAUCAUCAUGGACAAAUUACGCCGUGUUCUGAGUGGAGAUGAGCCCACUCCGGAAGAGGAGAGCAGUAUCAUUACACAGAUUAACGAGAUGUCAACUUUAAGUUGGUCCACCCGGAUCAAGGGAUUUAUCAUCUGCUUCGUCUUGGGCAUUUUACUAUCCCUACUUGGUUCGGUUGCCCUAUUUUUGCACAGGGGAAUUGUGGUCUUUGCGGUCUUCUACACCCUAGGAAAUAUCAUCUCUAUGGCCAGUACUUGUUUCCUAAUGGGGCCCUUCAAGCAGAUCAAGAAAAUGUUUGCGGAUACCCGGCUGAUAGCCACCAUCGUAGUGCUCGUGAUGAUGGUCCUGACGUUCAUAGCAGCCAUUGUGUGGAAAAAAGCUGGACUCACGCUUAUAUUCAUUAUCAUACAAUCUCUGGCCAUGACCUGGUACUCACUGUCGUACAUCCCCUAUGCACGGGAUGCAGUAAAAAAGACCGUGUCCACAUUCUUGGAGGUCUAGAAUAGAUCGCGUCUCUGUACAUAACUCGAGAAAAGCUUGAUUGGUUUGUAAUUUAAGCUAUGACAAUUAAAUCAAUUGUAUUAAUCUAACACUAGAA
Molecule: messenger RNA, 746 nt
Organism: Drosophila rhopaloa
Lineage: Eukaryota; Metazoa; Arthropoda; Insecta; Diptera; Drosophilidae
Product: vesicle transport protein SFT2A
Exons: 4
Coding region: 158-649 (163 amino acids)
Biological process (GO): vesicle-mediated transport
Cellular component (GO): membrane
Source: RefSeq, a predicted model, not a curated record